Echinops telfairi (small Madagascar hedgehog) is the source of this 5777-nucleotide messenger RNA. It is a transcript of the gene EXOC6B, whose product is annotated as exocyst complex component 6B. The coding region runs from base 77 to 2512 and encodes 811 amino acids. Gene Ontology annotation, biological process: intracellular protein transport; Golgi to plasma membrane transport; exocytosis. The transcript is spliced from 22 exons. Lineage: Eukaryota; Metazoa; Chordata; Mammalia; Afrosoricida; Tenrecidae. Gene Ontology annotation, cellular component: exocyst; membrane. The record is from RefSeq and is a predicted model, not a curated record.
GUGAGAGAGGGAGUGUGAGGGAGCGAAAGGUGAGCCGAGCUGAGGGAGGGGACGCGCUGCCGGGUGCCCCCGGUCUAUGGAGCGGGGAAAGAUGGCGGAGGCGGAGAGCCUGGAGACCGCGGCGGAGCACGAGCGGAUCCUGCGGGAGAUCGAGAGCACCGACACGGCCUGCAUCGGGCCCACGCUCAGGUCUGUCUAUGAUGGUGAGGAACAUGGACGAUUCAUGGAGAAGCUUGAAUCUCGAAUCCGCAAUCAUGACAGAGAAAUAGAGAAAAUGUGCAACUUCCAUUACCAGGGCUUUGUGGACUCUGUAGCAGAAUUGCUGAAAGUACGAGGAGAAGCCCAGAAACUCAAAAACCAAGUGAUGGAUACUAAUAGAAAACUACAACAUGAGGGAAAGGAACUGGUAAUCGCAAUGGAAGAGCUGAAGCAGUGUCGACUACAACAGAGAAAUAUUUCUGCCACUGUUGAUAAAUUAAUGCUGUGUCUUCCAGUUUUGGAGAUGUACAGCAAACUGAGAGACCAGAUGAAAACAAAAAGGCACUACCCUGCACUUAAAACUCUGGAACAUUUAGAGCAUACCUAUCUGCCUCAAGUAAGCCAUUAUCGAUUCUGCAAGGUGAUGGUGGACAACAUCCCCAAGCUUCGAGAGGAAAUCAAGGAUGUUUCUAUGUCUGACCUCAAAGACUUUCUGGAGAGCAUCCGUAAACACUCGGACAGAAUUGGAGAGACUGCAAUGAAGCAAGCCCAACAACAAAGAAACCUGGAUAACAUCGUUUUACAACAACCCAGAAUAGGUAGCAAGAGAAAAUUGAAGAAAGAUGCAUAUACAAUUUUUGAUGCAGAGAUAGAAAGCACUAGCCCCAAGUCUGAACAGGACUCAGGAAUUCUGGAUGUUGAAGAUGAGGAAGAUGAUGAAGAGGUACCGGGGGCCCAAGAUUUGGUGGAUUUCUCUCCUGUUUAUCGAUGUCUACAUAUAUAUUCUGUGCUGGGUGCCCGAGAAACCUUUGAGAACUACUAUAGAAAACAGAGGCGAAAACAGGCUCGUUUGGUACUCCAGCCUCCAUCUAAUAUGCAUGAAACUUUAGAUGGGUACCGGAAAUACUUUAAUCAAAUUGUAGGCUUUUUUGUCGUUGAAGAUCACAUUUUACAUACAACCCAAGGCUUAGUAAACAGAGCCUACAUUGAUGAACUAUGGGAAAUGGCACUUUCCAAAACCAUCGCAGCACUCCGUACUCAUUCGUCUUAUUGCUCUGAUCCAAACCUUGUGUUAGAUUUGAAGAACCUCAUUGUGCUUUUUGCUGACACACUUCAGGUGUAUGGCUUUCCGGUAAAUCAACUUUUUGACAUGCUGUUAGAAAUCAGAGACCAGUAUAGUGAAACUCUGCUAAAGAAAUGGGCAAGUAUUUUCAGAAGUAUACUUGAUUCUGACAACUAUAGUCCUAUACCAGUCGCAAGUGAAGAGAUGUAUAAAAAGGUGGUAGGACAAUUCCCAUUCCAAGAUACAGAGCUGGAAAAGCAACUGUUUCCAAAAAAGUUUCCUUUUUCUGAAUUUGUGCCAAAAGUUUACAACCAAAUUAAAGAAUUUAUCUACGCCUGUCUGAAGUUUUCAGAAGAUCUUCAUUUAAGUUCAACGGAAGUUGAUGACAUGAUUCGUAAAUCUACAAACCUGCUACUUACCAGGACUCUGAGCAAUUCUCUGCUGAAUGUCAUUAAGAGGAAGAAUAUUGGACUUACCGAGCUGGUCCAGAUUAUCAUCAACACAACACACUUGGAAAAAUCCUGUAAAUAUUUGGAAGAAUUUAUUACCAAUAUCACCAAUGUGCUUCCGGAGACAGUUCACACCACCAAGCUCUAUGGGACCACAACUUUUAAGGAUGCUAGGCAUGCAGCUGAAGAGGAGAUUUAUACAAAUUUAAACCAGAAGAUUGACCAGUUUCUACAGCUAGCAGACUACGACUGGAUGACAGGAGAUUUGGGCAAUAAGGCCAGUGAUUACCUAGUAGACCUCAUUGCCUUUCUACGUAGCACCUUUGCUGUAUUCACACACCUUCCUGGAAAGGUGGCCCAGACAGCAUGUAUGUCGGCUUGUAAGCAUUUAGCUACAUCCUUGAUGCAACUAUUGCUGGAAGCUGAAGUAAGACAACUCACCUUGGGCGCAUUACAGCAGUUCAACUUGGAUGUCAGAGAAUGUGAACAGUUUGCCAGAUCCGGCCCGGUGCCUGGGUUCCAGGAGGACACGCUGCAGUUGGCCUUCAUCGACUUGAGACAACUUUUGGAUCUCUUCAUCCAGUGGGAUUGGUCAACCUACCUUGCUGACUAUGGUCAACCCAAUUGCAAGUACCUCCGAGUAAACCCAGUCACAGCUCUGACCCUGCUUGAGAAGAUGAAGGAUACUAGCCGCAAGAACAACAUGUUUGCACAGUUUCGGAAAAAUGAACGAGACAAGCAGAAACUGAUUGACACUGUGGCCAAGCAGCUCCGGGGACUCAUCAGCAGCCACCACUCAUGAAGGCUGGUCUCAGGCCCACAGAGGCUGCUUGCUGCAGCCUCAGCCUGGGACCCAGCCUGGCUAGCUCUGCCUUGGUGCGGUCUUCUUCAAAGAGAGCAUCUGUAUUUUUUUAGUAGCCCUUGUACAGUGUUCAUAUACUCUCUCCCUACAGUAAAAGAGGCACAAGAAUAAGCCAGUGCAUGUGAUGUUGCUAGGCUGGGACUCAGGGGAAGCUAUUACUACAAGUGUCUGUGUGAUCCUAGAGGGAUGGUAUCCGCAAUCCCAGUGUCAUUAGCCACCCUUCUUACAUGGUUCCAGAGCUUUGGGCUGGAGUUCAGGAACUGCAUGACAUGAGGCCUUCACAGUGGGAGAUCAGGUGCAUAGGGCAAAGGCUAAUAAAGGAUAUGCUAUGCACUCUGGAGGGCCUCCCUCACCGUGGAGGUGAGGCGGAUUCUUUCUAAAGCACGUUCAAGAAGUCCACGCAAUACUAUCUGAUACAUUAAAGAGCAGCAUCUCCGGGGUCCUGGAGGUGCUUCUCCUCAGACCGCUGACUCCCCUCGGUUGGUGGACGGACAUGGCAUGCGGCAUGAUGACGCCUUCACUACAGUCCCCAAAGGACAGGGAUUUCUUUAGCCUAGGUUUGCCCGGCUGGUUGUUUUGGGGCAGGAAACAGGAAGAGGCAGUGGCGAUAUUUGAACCUCAUGACGAGCAUCGGGUUGCCCUUAUUCCAGGACUGGUGACUCGCCACCCAAAAAGCUUUUUGCUGGAUCUUGACAUCUAGUGGUUUUCGAGUCAGAGCCUCAAGCCCUUCCCUAUUCAUCUCAUUUCCUUCUUGGUUCUCAUUACCCUUGGCCCAGGGUACUUGGUUCGGAACAGAGGUCAGCAAAUAGUUCCUGUCGGACGUCACGGAGAGUCCCGUAUUUGACCUGCCCUAGGAGUGCCAUGGAAGUAGUUUCCAUUCAAGGCCAGCAACUUGAAAGUGCUCUCACUUUACCCUUAGGGCUAAAGGCUGUUGGGGUUUUUCCUUCGUCUUGUGAAACCAGCUUCCUGGCCACUUUAAAGGGAACAUUGCCAGCUCUGCAUGGUGAGAGCAGCCGCUGCUGGACUGAAUGCCUCGAGGACUGGAGCCAGCGGAGCUGUGAGAGGGGUUUGCUGCUUCGGACCCAGCUGCCCCUCACUAGUCAAACCCCGGAUGUGGUGCUCUUCUUGCUCAAUCCCAAGUUGCCUGUCUUCUUUUGAGAUCCCUAAAGCCAUCUUUUGGCCUCACCUGAGAAAGAUGGUCUGUCACUGUUAGCCCCCCACUCUAGAGUUUGCCCGGGAAGGCUGGCAGAGCUCAGCAUCGAGGCUGUGCCCACUGGCACAGACGGGCUUUUGAGGCAGAAGGCAAGAGCUUUGUUAGGGUUUCUCUCUGGAAGAUGGCUGCUGGCAAGAAUAUAAUUGUGCAUCACCGACCCAUGACAAAGACACCUCGCUGGCGGCAUUUCCAGUUUGGAUCAGCGGGAGGAGAGACUCAUCAAACAGAAUUCCCGUAACUUUUAUCAGCUGCUAAGUUGCUUCUGGGGAAGGCGGUCCUUCCUUUUUCACCGUGCACCUGCGGCCCCAUCAGAUCUGAUCACAACGAGGAAGAGGAUAAGCACGUGGACUUGAGGGCCCAUAGGAGAGGCAUAGGGGCUCUGCGGACGUCUGCGAAGGCUCAAGCAGAAGACCACGUUGUUGGUCUUACAAUGAGGACUUUGGAUGGAGGCCAGGGAUGAGUGCUGCUAUCCAAACUCCAUGCACUGAGGAAAGGCAGGGGCUUGUGGGAGUGGGACACAGGAUGCCUUCUUCUCCCAAGCUCUGGAUUUUGUUGAAAACAGCAAGAAAUUGCUGGGCCAACCUGAGGUCCUGCUGCAUAGGAAGGACCCAGAAUACCCUCUUUCACUAGCCCCGUGUUUGGGGGCAUGAUCUGUUCAGCUCUGAGUACUGCGACAUUGCAAUGGAGAAAGGAUCUUAUGCAUGCUACAGUUUCAUUCUUCGUCAGAGAGCCAUCAUUGCUGAUGUUGUCUCAGAACUCGACUGUGGAAGGACUGUGGUGUAGAGGAAGCAGUGAAUAGGACAGAGAAAUGGGGAUUCCCUGCGCCUUACACAUAAAGUCUCUCCACAGGAAAAGUUGAUUCAAGUUCAAGGCUUAUAUGGAUGGGCUCUUUGGUGUUUCUCCCCUUGCCUCUCAGUCUGCCAUCACCCCUCCCUAGCACAAAACAACAUACUACCCAGUUUUAUGUAUAGCUACUGUUGAUGGUCAGAAAAAGGUAACAUUGGGGACCAGCGAUAUCGAAGUUAUUUAGGUGGGUAAAUUGGUUUUUUGUUUUGUUUUGCUUGUUCAGUCUUUUGUCUAUAGGCCAAUAUACCUGGGUCAGCCUUGAGAAGACUAGUGUUAACCAUGUGUGCCCACACCCCACAGAUUGCUAAGAUUUACCCUUAAAUGUCCAGAGAUACAGAAACGACUUGGCGGUGUCGAUAAGAAGACAAGAAUAUGGGUGCCCGCGGCCCACCUGCUGCCCAGUCAGUCUGCAUCCUUGGCCAAGUUCUUGGGGAAACCAGGUCCUGAAGGCACAGUCAGUUUGGGAACCCCCUGGCUUUCAGUGGCCAGAGAGGCAUCCUCACAGUUUUACCAUUCAUAGGAAAACCCGAGCAGACGAUACAGAAGUGAACCUGCUGGGGUAGGGAAGAACAGGACCUUGACAUUGGACCCAGCAGAUGGAAUGGAAGCUCCCGGGAAGCACUCGCCAGUACUUCUCUGUGUCCCAGGCCUGCCAGUCUUCCAGGUCUCAAGAUCAGCCUAGCUUCCCUGCACACUCGACAAGGGCUUUCUCAACAUGCCCCGCACCCAGGGCCCUCAUCCCCCGAGACUGGCGCUGGCCAUGACCUUCCUCAUUAGGCCUUUGAACACACUCUCUGGGGCCUGCUGCAGAAAUUCCCCUCCCUUUGCCCAGGACCCAUCCUGGUGGCUUCAGUUGCCUUUUUUUUCUUUUCCUCGCCUGUGUUUACAAUGAUAUUUCACUACUGUGUUGGGAAAUUACCUUUUUAUUUUGCAUACAUAGUUGUAUAUUUAUGAGGGAAAUUUAGAAAAGCCCCUUUGUAACUCUAAGGUAGACUCUUUUCUUUAAAAUUCAGUAGAAAAGCUGCUGAGGCGGAUGGCGUGUGGUCGAUGGGAAGCCACUGUGGAAAGAGCAUGUUUAUUCCUCCUGUACAUUUCCUCUUGUAACUGCUAUUAAACAAGAGCACCAAGAACCUGUUUAAAAAGCCA